AAAGGCUGCUGAUGCAAUUUGCUCUCGCGUUUCGAUCGAUUCGUUUGUAUAAAUAGGCCCUCGGUCCUAUUGUUGAAAUCAUUCGAUUCGCACCUUGCUUUCGAUUAACUAGUCCUUUGCGCAUACGAACAAAAGUUCUAACAAAAGAACCAUGUUCAAGUUCAUCGUUAUUUGUGGAUGUUUGAUGGCAGUGGCCCAUGCCGGUUUAAUCGGUGGGGGACUCCUCACGAGUGUUCCAGUCGCCGCUGUCCAACCAACGUUGGCUCUUCGUCCUACCAUUGCAACAGCUUCAUCGUCUUCCAACAUUGUUCGAGGAAUCGGUCCGGUAGGAACAACCAUCGUCGGGGGAAGAGCUUUGAUCGGAGAGCAAGGUGUGACUACACUGCUUGCUCCUUCUGGUAUUGCUGGAGGAUUAGCAGUGAAUGGUUACGGACUUGGUGCAGGUGGACCGAUUCUUGGACUUUGGUAAAUUGGAAAAAUUUAAGAGCUCGUUGGUAUAAAAUCUCUCCCUCAAUUCGCGAUUUAUGGUGUCACAGAAUGUCUAAUUGAUGUAACAAUAUGAUUAAAUUCGAUUGAAAAAUAAAACACAAAUAAUAUACUGAAA
Molecule: messenger RNA, 604 nt
Organism: Venturia canescens
Lineage: Eukaryota; Metazoa; Arthropoda; Insecta; Hymenoptera; Ichneumonidae
Exons: 3
Coding region: 152-469 (105 amino acids)
Source: RefSeq, a predicted model, not a curated record